AUGUCCAAACGAAUGACCCUUCAGUCACUGCCAAAAACAUCUUCUUUCACCAAAAAACUCACGCCCGAUCCGCGGAUUCCCAGCGUGAAGGUAGCUCUGGAUCCUUCAACCCCACAGGAACUCUUCCAUGUCGCGAGGCGUCUUAUUGGCGGCGCCUACACCUAUUGCAAACCUACCCCCCGUAAAGAAUACCGCUUUCUAACAGCCUCACCGUACGCAAUGGAGACAUUAGGGCUGGACCCGUCAGAGGCUAAAGAUAAAAGCUUCCAGGAGCUGGUGUCUGGGGAAAAGUACCUCACCGACCCAUUUCCUUACUCCCAGGCUUACGCCGGGUAUCAAUUUGGUCAAUUUGCAGGGCAAUUAGGUGACGGAAGAGUUGUGAACCUUUUUGAAGUUGAAAGUGCUAGAGAUGGACAAAGAUACGAACUGCAGCUCAAGGGAGCUGGACUGACACCGUUCUCUCGGUUUGCAGAUGGAAAGGCGCUCUUGAGCUCGAGCAUCCGUGAAUUUGUGAUAAGUGAGGCAUUAUCAGCAAUUGGCAUUCCAUCUACGCGGGCAUUGGCUAUCACUGCGCUUCCAAAAACGUAUGCCAUGCGCGCUCGCCAUGAAAAAUGUGCCGUAGUCUGUCGAAUGGCGCCUACAUGGAUCAGAAUCGGAACUUUCGACCUGUACAAAUGGAGAGAAGACCGCAAGGGGCUGAUCGAGCUUAGCAAUUAUGUGAUUGAUGAGGUUUUCCACAACAAAAUGGUUGAGGACGAGCAGAUAAAAAGAGAAGUUGAACAAGAAAUCUCGAAACAUAACAUCACUCUUACACGUUACGACAAGAUGUAUUUUGAGAUUGUUGCUCGCAAUGCAAAGACUGUAGCCUUGUGGCACGUCUAUGGAUUCUUGAAUGGUGUUUUAAACACCGACAAUACCUCCAUCACUGGCCUGUCGAUGGAUUUUGGGCCAUUCGCGUUUAUGGAGUACUUUGAUCCAAACUACACGUCCAACCAUGACGAUCACACAAGAAUGUACAGUUUUGCCAACACCCCGAGUGCAAUUUGGUUCAAUCUGGUCAAGCUUGGCGAGGAUGUUGCUGAGCUAAUCGGAGCUGACCAGGAGCUUUUAGAUGUUCCAGAUUUUGAGGCUGGUAUCAAGCAAGAAUGGACAGAAAGAAUGAUCCAAAGAGCAGGAAAGAUUAUUGAGAUAGCAGGCACAGUGUAUGAGAAGUUGUUUAUGGAUGACUAUUUGAAGCUGGUUUGCCAAAGAAUCGGUAUCAGUCCUAGAGACACCGACCACACAGAAAUUUUGGGUCCUAUGUUUGAGAUGCUGAGAGCCACCAAGAUCGACUACAACGACUUCUUCAAGAUCUUACAGCACGUGCCACUGGAGAAGAAGCUUGACUACGAGGCCACUGCCGAGCUUUUCAUACCUAAAAAUUUCCAGGAAGACCUGGUCAACGACUACACUAAGGAGAAUAUUCUGAAAGAGUUAAAAAGUUUUCUGGUUGUUUUUAAAGACAGAGUGGAGCGGGAGCAGUUAUCUGACAGCGAACGGCUGAGCAGAGCAUCCAAAGUUAACCCGCUAUUUGUUCCUAAAAAUUGGAUGCUGGAAGAAGUUAUUGAAUAUACUACCGAAAAUGAUCUCAGGCCAGAUUACAUUGACAAAAUAAUGAAAAUGGGCACCAACCCUUACGACAGAGCUAAGUGGGGUGAUGAGCUGAAAGAUUUGGAGGAAAGAUGGUGUUCUGAUGUGUCGUUCGAGCUCAAAAUGGGCAAAUGUUCGUGCGCCAGUUAG
Messenger RNA from Ogataea parapolymorpha DL-1, 1779 nucleotides. RefSeq lists its product as uncharacterized. Bases 1 to 1779 code for a protein of 592 amino acids. NCBI's taxonomy places the organism in Eukaryota, Fungi, Ascomycota, Pichiomycetes, Pichiales, Pichiaceae. The record is from RefSeq and is a predicted model, not a curated record. The transcript has a single exon.